This is a messenger RNA of Oryctolagus cuniculus (rabbit), 1133 nucleotides long. The record is from RefSeq and is a predicted model, not a curated record. NCBI's taxonomy places the organism in Eukaryota, Metazoa, Chordata, Mammalia, Lagomorpha, Leporidae.
AUGAAAGAGCGCUCCGGGGGGGGGGGCGGCGGGUGGACCCGGCCUGGGUGUUUGCACAGGGCCCCAGCCGCGGCCACCGGGGAGGGCGGGGGGCUGCUGGGGGCACGCGGGCCGGGCCGGCGCGGCGUGGGGCGUGAGACGGCAGGCGCGCGAGUCCCAGUUUGGCUAUACGGAGAGCAGAGUUUUACCAUAGCGCUAAGCGGGCCGUGCCAGAGUGGCCGACCUGUUAACCAACUUCGGCCAGGAAAGCCCCCUCCCCACGGAGCUCUUUUCUUUCCGAAGAGGGUCUGCGAGUGUGGCGCCUCCUCAGCCGCUAGUGUAGGGUCCUGCCAGCCCGCUCCGCACCCACGGAGCGGAGAGGCGCCUCGGCCCAGCGGCUCAUUGAACGCAAAGCCAUGGCCGGUCUGCGGCGGUGCGGGGCAGGGCUGUGGGUCCCGGGUGGAGGCCGGCGCGUGGGGGCCCGCGGGAAGAGGAGACAGGUCAAAGGGUCAGCACGGCGGUUUCAGGCAGCGGUUAUUUAGGCGGGUCGUGGGACGGAGCAGCUUCCACCGGGCGGGCAGCGUGUGCGGGAGCCUUGCCCUCCCCGGGGCCCGGGCGUCCUCCGUUCUAGCGGACGCUCGGGCCCUGGGCCACGCGCUCGACGAGGCCGGGAGACCAGCGGGACGCAAGAUGCUCCGAUGCCAUUCAACAGCCUGGUGGAGCACACGAGGAAAUGGGGUGCUCAGCGACUCUUGCUCCCUCAGCAGACAAAGGCUUCCAGCGGAGACCUGGGCGCUGAGGGCGGUGCAAACCCGCUUUCCUUUGUGUCGCGUUCUUCCAGUUCUUCCAUGGGGCCAGACAGCUGACAGGUGUGCCCCUCCCCGCCGGAUAUCCAGCAGUCAGCACCAGCCUUGGGAGCAGAACGUGAUGAACCGACACCCUCCCUGACAGCUCAGAAGAGAAUCCCUCAAAUGCAUAUUCUAUUGAGUGCUUCUCGUUGCUGCGACAGCCACUUUAUCAAUUAAAUUCCAUGUUCUCUGUCUUCAGAGACGCCAUGAACCUCCCUACCUAAUAAAUCACAGCCCCCCAGUUAUUGUUAAAUGUCCUAUCAGUCUCUAAUAAACUCCCUGCCAAAAGGGGCAGGUUAUUUAUUA